Messenger RNA from Pelobates fuscus (common spadefoot toad), 2725 nucleotides. RefSeq names its product cyclin and CBS domain divalent metal cation transport mediator 2 (gene CNNM2). Gene Ontology annotation, biological process: intracellular manganese ion homeostasis; magnesium ion homeostasis; transport. The record is from RefSeq and is a predicted model, not a curated record. Gene Ontology annotation, cellular component: plasma membrane; cytoplasm. Bases 207 to 2669 code for a protein of 820 amino acids. The transcript has 8 exons. Lineage: Eukaryota; Metazoa; Chordata; Amphibia; Anura; Pelobatidae. Gene Ontology annotation, molecular function: magnesium ion transmembrane transporter activity.
GAGCGCACUGGUUCACCUCAGGACUCGGCGGCUGGCUCCUGUCAGUUCCCAGGCGGGUGUCGGGCUAUGCGGGGACCGGGGGCUCCGAGAGACGGGAUGAAGGCGGCAGGACGUGACUGGGUGUGAAGCCAUUCCCCUACCCCCAGAGCUGUCUCCUCACCCUCCUUCCCCCCCCUCCCUCACUCACCCGCUCGCCCGGAACAAAGAUGGCGGGCACUGCCACCCCACUGCCCACUCUCAACAUGGCGGCGCGCGGUCCCGGCCGGGUGCUGCUGACCGUGCUGCUGGCGCUGCUGAGCGGCUCCCCGACCCUGGGCCAGGAGAGCGGCGACGAGACGGUGAUCAUCGGCCUGCGGCUGGAGGACACCAACGAGGUGUCUGCCAUGGAGAGCGGGGCCCUGCGGGUCAGCGAGAGGACCAUGGUCAAACUGCGGGUCUACGGCCAGAACAUCAACAACGAGACCUGGAGCAAGAUCGCCUUCACCGAGCACGAGCGGGCCAGGGAGGACAGCCCAGGCGGGGGGGCCGGCAGCAGCUCGCAGCCCUGCGGCAUCCGCACCUCGGACAUCAUCAUCCGGCCCCCCAUGGUGCUCAGCCGCAGCAGCUCGGGCAUCGUGGAGAUCGAGAUCAAACCCCUCAGGAAGACCGAGAAGAGCAAGUCCUACUACCUGUGCACCUCCAUCUCCACCCCCGGGGGGGCCGCCAGCCCUGGGGCCCACCAGCCAUGGACGGAGACCACCUGGAUCUACCAUGAUGGAGAGGACACCAAGGUGAUCGUGGUGGAGGAGAAGAAGUUCCUGCUGCCCUUUUGGCUGCAGGUCAUCUUCAUAGCCCUCCUGCUCUGCCUGUCUGGCAUGUUCAGUGGGCUCAACCUGGGGCUCAUGGCUCUGGACCCCAUGGAGCUCAGGAUAGUCCAGAACUGUGGCACAGAGAAGGAGAAGAACUAUGCCAAGAGGAUAGAGCCGGUGAGGAGACAGGGCAACUACCUGCUCUGCUCAUUGCUGCUGGGCAACGUGUUGGUCAACACUACCCUCACCAUCCUUUUAGAUGACAUUGCUGGAUCUGGGCUGGUGGCAGUGGUGGUGUCCACCAUAGGCAUAGUCAUCUUUGGGGAGAUUGUGCCCCAGGCUAUCUGCUCAAGGCAUGGGCUGGCUGUUGGAGCCAACACCAUCUUCUUGACCAAGUUCUUCAUGAUGAUGACCUUCCCUGCUUCCUACCCUGUGAGCAAACUAUUGGACUGUGUGUUGGGGCAGGAGAUUGGCACUGUCUACAAUAGGGAGAAACUUCUUGAGAUGCUGAGGGUCACGGAUCCAUACAAUGACCUGGUCAAGGAAGAGCUCAAUAUUAUCCAGGGAGCUCUGGAGCUAAGGACCAAGACGGUGGAGGAUGUCAUGACUCCUCUCAGAGACUGCUUUAUGAUGGCUGGAGAUGCCAUCCUGGACUUUAACACCAUGUCAGAGAUCAUGGAGAGUGGUUACACCAGGAUUCCUGUUUAUGAAGGGGAGAGGUCCAAUAUAGUUGAUCUGCUCUUUGUCAAGGACCUGGCUUUCGUGGACCCUGAUGACUGCACCCCACUCAAAACCAUCACCAAGUUCUACAACCACCCCCUGCACUUUGUGUUUAAUGACACCAAGCUGGAUGCCAUGCUGGAGGAGUUUAAAAAAGGUAAAUCUCACCUCGCCAUAGUACAACGAGUGAACAAUGAGGGAGAAGGGGACCCAUUUUACGAAGUACUCGGGAUUGUUACUCUGGAAGACGUGAUUGAAGAAAUCAUCAAAUCAGAAAUUCUGGAUGAAACGGAUUUAUACACUGAUAACAGGACUAAAAAGAAAGUAACACACAGGGAAAGAAAGCAGGAUUUCUCUGCUUUUAAACAAACUGACAAUGAAAUGAAGGUUAAAAUAUCACCUCAGCUUCUUCUCGCUAUGCACCGUUUCCUAGCAACAGAAGUGGACGCUUUUAGUCCCUCUCAGAUGUCUGAGAAGAUUCUUCUAAGGCUGCUGAAACAUCCAAAUGUCAUCCAAGAAUUGAAGCUCGAUGAUCGGAACAAGAAAUCUCCUGAAUGCUACCUCUACCAGCGGAGUAAACCAGUGGACUAUUUUGUGCUUGUUUUACAGGGGAAAGUCGAAGUUGAAGCUGGCAAAGAAGGCAUGAAGUUUGAAGCCGGGGCCUUUUCAUACUAUGGCGUGAUGGCCCUCACAGCAUCUCCAGUUCCCUUGUCCCUGUCUCGUACCUUUGUUGUCAGCAGAACAGAAUCGUUAGCUGGUUCUCCAGCUGAAAAUAAAUCGCCACCCCGGCCCUGUGGGUUGAACCACUCUGACUCUCUAAACCGAAGUGACAGAAUAGAUGCCGUGACACCAACACUUGGGAGCAGUAAUAACCAGCUGAAUGCCGCUUACUUACAAGUGUAUAUUCCCGAUUACUCUGUAAGAGCCAUAGCAGAUCUGCAGUUUGUCAAGAUAACAAGGCAGCAGUACCAAAACGCCCUCAUGGCUUCACGAAUGGACAAAACACCUCAAUCUUCAGACAGUGAAAACACUAAGAUUGAUAUGACUCUGACUGAGCUUCACGAUGGUUUAGCGGAUGAAACCGCAAACCUUUUAAAUGAACAGAACUGUGUCACACACAACAAGUCCAAUCACAGUAUGCACAGUGAAGGGCCUAUCUGAUACAGAGCUCAGCCUAUUGACUUGUGGGACAUCCCUCACUACAUUCUCAAGCUUCG